Cutaneotrichosporon oleaginosum is the source of this 1310-nucleotide messenger RNA. RefSeq lists its product as uncharacterized. The record is from RefSeq and is a predicted model, not a curated record. Gene Ontology annotation, cellular component: SAGA complex. Gene Ontology annotation, biological process: RITS complex assembly; regulation of transcription by RNA polymerase II; regulatory ncRNA-mediated heterochromatin formation. NCBI's taxonomy places the organism in Eukaryota, Fungi, Basidiomycota, Tremellomycetes, Trichosporonales, Trichosporonaceae.
CUCGCGCUCGCCGUUGACAUCCAGACCUCUGUCAACAGCAAACAGUGUCGUCUUCAUCCACAACCAUCGUCAUCCAUCACGCACACUCUACUGCUUGUGCCACCCCCCGCCUCGCCUCGCCCGCACAUCCGUGCGCCCUCCACUUGGUCCUGGUCUUCUGCCUCGACAUAAUUCCUCAUCUCAUCGCGCGCCACCACCAUGCUCAAGCUCAAGCCGCGCGACUCGCCGCGCGCACCAUUCAGCUUUGCGACGGCGCCACCCCCGGGCGAUGAUGGCCCCGCGACGAGCAACAAGUUUCCGCACCCGCCCGGUGCAUUCUUCACAGAACGCGACAUGCACAUGUACGGCGCUCAGCCGCUGGGCGAGGAGCCCGGCCGCGGCGUCGUGCGGUGUACCCGCUGCGGACGCUCUGUACUCGAGUGGGCCGCAGGAGAACACCAGCGUAUCUGCUCACACGUCCUCGACGGCGCUCCGCUGACCGUCAAGAAGGGCGUCAAGAAGGUGGAGGGCAAGAAGCGGCGUGCCUCGGAGGUGUCAGAUACCCCGGACUCGCCGAGCAAGAAGAAAGCGCGUGUGCUCGAGCUUGACGAUGAAGAGGCCGAUCCCGAUGCCUUCAAGGGUCUGAAGAAGAGCGAUGUCAAGAAGAUCCUCAAAGAACGAGAGCGACUCAGGAAGCGGGCAGCGAAGGAGGCCGAGAAGGCGCAGGCGGCGGAGCGACGGCGUGCACGGGCAAACAACCCGCUCGACUACGACCGCCAGUGCGGCGUGAUCAACGACAAGGGUCUCCCCUGCUCCCGCAGCCUCACGUGCAAAACGCACACUGUCGGCGCCAAGCGCGCCGUGCAGGGCCGUACGCGGCCGUACGACGAGCUAUUCCUGGAAUGGCAGCGCGCACACAACCCAAACUUCAAAGAGCCGGCGCCGAAGCGCGAGGCAAAGGUCAUGCCCAAGGUGGUCAAGAAGAAGCGGGUCGUGCCGGACGAGGAGGGGCUGCGGGCAGACGAGGACGGACGGCGCGAGAUGGACGAGCUUAUCCGCGCUGCUGCGCGCGCUGGCGACCGCGUCAAGCUUGCACCUGCACCUCGCCCUCUACCAAGUCCAUGGAACACGACCACAUACGAGCAGCUCUCGAUGGGCGACCUCCUCACCAAGGCGCUCGCUGCCCGCCCCAGGCCUGCACCUACCAGUAUCGCUCCUCAGAGGAUUGGGAGCCAGAGCAAGCCCGGUCCCGCGAUUGUGCUUCCCCAGACUGUCACUGCCUGAUUGUAUCUUUAUGUAGCUAUACCCAUGCACUGUCCACUAGCAGCCAG